UAAAAACUACAAUGAAUUGUUAGUUAAAUCGAGUAUUUGUUCGCGGUUGGUUUAGCCCCAAAGCAAAAAUUUUAUAAAAACUCUACAGCUUACAGGAGAAUGGUUCAGUUUUAAUUAGUAACGAGAACGGUGGUGAUUUUAUUUAAAAUUUUUCAUUAAAAUAUUUGACAAAAAAAAAAAAAAAAACAAUUUUAAGGACUUCAAAAUCGCUAAAAUUCUUCCUGGUCUUCCUUAUAAAUUGCAUUGGAAUUGCAAAAAAAAAAAAAAAAUUAAUAUGUAGGUUCAAAACGUUCGCACCUGUGGCUAUAUUAGACUAAAAGGCAAAAUGAAAUCAUACAAGUGCUUGCGGUAAAUUUUAUUGAAAUUUAAUAAAUUUUCUGUCGCUUAUGUACAUCUCGAAAAUGCGCAUUUCUUAUUAAAAACACGUACCGCUACUUUCCCUUCCAAAUUGUUAUUAUUAUCCUUUCGAAUUUUCAAUGAAAUUUAAAGUGAAUUCUGGAAUAUGCAAAACAUUUCUUCUCCAGCCAAAAUUGCGAAGACAUCAACAAGUACAAUCAAUUGGACAGAAUCUCAACCUGCAUCGCCCGAUAGUCAGCUAGACGAUUCACCCCAGCUAUCGAGUCCAAUACAAUCGGAACCCGAGGAGGGAGUAACGAAGACGAAGACUCGAUCGCGUUUUUCAAGCGCAAUACGAAAACUUUCCCGAUCUACACGGAAAAAAGAUAAACCCACCGCAUCAACUAGCGCUGCUGUUGCUACUGCUAUUGCUACUGGUACUGGCGACUCAAAUGAACCGGUAAUAUCGAGCGGUGGCGAAGAUCCCACCGAUCUCGGUCGUUUGCGUUCUGCCGAUAUCAAGACUAAAAAGAAAAGUAAACUUACUAAGAAUAUCUUCUUAGGCGGGCUAAAAAAAUCAAAAAAAACAAACGAAAUCAAAGCGAAAAAAGAAAGUCGAGGGGAAAGUGUUAAAGUUGCCGCGUUAACCCAUGCAUUAGGCAGAGAAGAAGAAAAAGAGGACAAAGAAAGCACUUAUACAAGCGAUUCUACCGGUGAAGCAACUUUUCGCGAUAAACAACAUGAGGUAGUAGUAACGACAGAAAAGUUUGCCCUGUCAGAGCCAACGCGCAAAUUUCAAAUCACUAUUAGUGCCAAGAAAAUCGAAACAACAAAAAGUGCGGAAGUAGGAAAACAACCAACCGAAACGGAUUAUUUAACACCCUUAGAUAAAACAAGUGCGGAUAUUGACACCACAACAGAUUCAUCGUCAACACAGCUAAACACUGUGCAAACCGAUCUAAAUAGUGUAACAAAGAAAAAGAAACUCAAAGCGAAAGGUAGUAGUUGUUGCACUGUCAACAUUUCUCCAGCUCAGACAGUCACUCAAACGCAAAAAACGAACUCAGCAGCACAAAUUAGAAACGGUGUCGAAAAGUUUGUUAUCACUCAAAGUGCAAAAGAUACACCACCGAAAGAGAGAGCACCUUCGAAACCCAGUCGCCUUAUUAACAGCUCAACUAGUCAAGCGGCAGCUGCUAGCGGUGCUAUACGUAAAACAACGACUACAACAAGAGCGGCCGUCAGAUUGGUGGCGGCGGCUAAAGAAAAACAACCCAAGAGCAGCAGUUAUAACACAACGACAACAGCACCGACAGCAAUAGCAGCAACAUCUUCAGCGUUAGUUAAACGUAAAACAACGACAACAUUGGUCUCGGCAGGCAACAGUGUAAGAAGGGAAACCGAUUUAAUGCGUGGCCAUCGAUUCCCAAGACCUACAGUUACAACAAUAACCGCAAUUGAGAAAAGCAAUAAUAACAAUAAAACCAUUAGUGUUGCCAAAGAGCCAUCUAGUGUUACCAAAAGUGAAGAGAAGCAACGUCUAGAAUUUCCUACAUUGGAAACACAGUCAGAGAUUCCACAAACAAUAGAGCAACCACAGCAUCAGCUAGCACUGCCACCAACGUCUUCGGUACAAGAGGAGCAACCGCACUCUUUACAGCCACCCGAUUAUCCCCCUCCUCCGCCGCCACCACCACCUCCCCCCUUUCCAAUCGCAUCUAAUCGUUAUCCAACGCCAGAAACCCGAUCACCCACAACAGCUCAUCGUUACACAUCAUUGAGCACAACAUCGACCGACUUGAACACCGACGCUCUGGAAAAGAAUACAAUCAAAUCAGUCGCCUCAAUACAGAUCAACACUGCAGACGAUCAGUUGUCGUUGGCGGAAAGUUCUCAUCAGCAAAAUAGCGAAGUAUCGAAUGAAUCAAAGAUAUCCUCGGGCAUAGAUUUUGCUCUUGGUAGUCCUGUGAGGCCACCACCACCAAUCGAUGCUAUAAAAUAUUCAUUUGACUUAUUACACGGUCAGCAGUCGUACGAUUUUAAUAGAAGUGAAGAUAGCGACACUCACACACCUAGCGAACAUAUACGACGUCGUAUACACUACGUGUCGCAGCCAACGCUCUAUGACGAUUUUAGUAGCUUGGAAGGAAAACGAGCAAAUUUUCGCUAUCAAUCGGGUGUAAGUGAUUUAUCCUUAGACUCGAUUGAGGAUUUACACGACGACGACGAUCAGCUGAUGCCAGCUUUUGGCGAUUUAACAAUGGAUCAAGAUAUGGAACCGACCAUACAGACACUAACAUCUACCGAAAAGCGUGAGCAUCUUUACAAGAUUCUAGUCAUCGGUGAAUUGGGUACCGGAAAAACUUCAUUCAUUAAACGCUAUGUACAUCAGUUUUUCAGUCAAAAUUAUCGUGCCACAAUUGGUGUUGAUUUCGCCUUAAAAGUUCUGCAUUGGGAUCCUAAUACGAUUGUCCGCUUACAGUUGUGGGAUAUUGCCGGCCAGGAGCGUUUUGGAAAUAUGACGCGUGUAUAUUAUAAAGAAGCCGUUGGUGCCUUUAUUGUAUUCGAUGUAACACGUAGCGGCACAUUUGAUUGCGUUAGUAAAUGGAAAGAAGAUUUAGAUUCAAAGGUACAAUUACCAGACGGAACACCAAUACCAUGCAUAUUGCUGGCCAAUAAGUGCGAUCAAGAGAAACAAGGAAUAGUAACUACGCCCGAUAAAAUGGAAGAUUAUGUUAAAGAGAACGGUUUUGCUGGUUGGUUUGAAACUUCGGCCAAAGAAAAUAUCAACAUUGAUGAGGCAGCUAGAGCAUUAGUUAAUAAGAUUUUGUUAAACGAUAAGCUUAUCAGUGCUGCAGAUUUAGCUGACGGUGACAAAUUUAAUCUCAAUAGUUCCGGAGAUCAAUCUGCACAUGAAGCUAAAAGCAAGUGUUCCUGCUGAUUUUCUAACAGUAAUUUUAAAAUUUAAAAAUGCUUUUAAAAAGAUUAAAAAAAACAAAAAAAAACUUCAUUUAAAAUCAUCCAUUAUUGUUUACAUGUUUCAUUGAAAACGGUUUCUCUUUUGCCAUAACCACCAUCCGCGUUUGCAUUUUACUUAUGUAUAUUCAUAUAUAUGCAUAAAUGAAUUUCAAUCAACGUUAGACGGUUAAAGUAAUAUUCCGAUUUUUUUCAAAUUUUAUAUAUUUUUUUGUUUUUCUUAGAAUUUUAUUAAAUGGAAAGAAAGAAAGAAGGAAAGAAAGUCAGAAUAAUGUUUUUAUAACUCUUUUUACUCCUUACUCCGGAAAUUUUAUUUGUAUAUCGAAAUAUGUUAUCAUAUAUGGUAGAAAGUAUAAAUCACACACAUACAC
Messenger RNA from Glossina fuscipes, 3683 nucleotides. RefSeq names its product ras and EF-hand domain-containing protein homolog (gene Rab32). The record is from RefSeq and is a predicted model, not a curated record. Gene Ontology annotation, biological process: vesicle-mediated transport. Gene Ontology annotation, molecular function: GTP binding; GTPase activity. Lineage: Eukaryota; Metazoa; Arthropoda; Insecta; Diptera; Glossinidae. The coding region runs from base 503 to 3277 and encodes 924 amino acids. The transcript has 4 exons. Gene Ontology annotation, cellular component: vesicle; Golgi apparatus; trans-Golgi network.